AUGACUGCAAGAAAUCUGAGUCUGGAGACAACGUUUGCUCUCUUGGGUUUCACAGAUUACCCAGAGCUUCAGAUUCCUCUCUUCCUAGUGUUUCUGAUCAUGUACAUUAUCACUGUGGUAGGAAAUCUGGGCAUGAUGGUAAUCAUCAAAAUUAACCCUAAGUUUCACCCCAUGUACUUUUUCCUUAGUCAUCUUUCUUUUGUUGAUUUUUGUUACUCUUCCAUUGUUACUCCCAAGCUGCUCGGGAACUUGGUCAUGGCUGAUAAGAGCAUUUUAUAUACUAGCUGCAUGCUGCAGUACUUCCUGUCCUGCACUGCUGUGGUGACUGAGUCUUUCCUGUUGGCAAUGAUGGCCUAUGACCACUUUGUGGCCAUCUGUAACCCUCUGCUUUACACAGUGGUCAUGUCACAGAGGCUGUGUGCCCUGCUGGUGUCUGGGUCAUAUCUCUGGGGCAUGUUUGGUCCGUUGGUACUCCUUUGCUAUGCCCUUCAAUUAAGCUUUUCUGGACAUACGGUGAUCAAUCACUUUUUCUGUGAAUACAUUGCUCUCAUUGCUGUCUCAAGCUCCAAUACACACAUCCCCCACCUGCUGCUCUUUGCCUUUGCCACCUUCAAUGAGGUGAGUACACUUCUGAUCAUCCUCACUUCCUAUGUCUUUAUUUUUGUCACUGUGCUAAACAUCCGUUCUGCCAGUGGAUGUCACAAAGCUUUCUCCACCUGUGCAUCUCACCUGACUGCCAUUACCAUCUUCCACGGGACAAUCCUUUCUCUCUACUGUGUGCCCAAUUCCAAGAACUCUCGACAAACUGUCAAGGUGGCCUCUGUGUUCUAUACAGUGGUCAACCCCAUGCUGAACCCUCUGAUCUACAGCCUGAGGAAUAAAGAUGUGAAGGAUGCCUUCCAAAAAUUAAUAGACACAAAAGCCUCAUUUCACUGA
This is a messenger RNA of Bubalus bubalis (water buffalo), 936 nucleotides long. RefSeq names its product olfactory receptor 5D14-like. Gene Ontology annotation, cellular component: membrane. Gene Ontology annotation, molecular function: olfactory receptor activity; odorant binding; G protein-coupled receptor activity. The record is from RefSeq and is a predicted model, not a curated record. Gene Ontology annotation, biological process: G protein-coupled receptor signaling pathway; sensory perception of smell. Lineage: Eukaryota; Metazoa; Chordata; Mammalia; Artiodactyla; Bovidae.